AUGGCGGACGAAUCGGUUGCCGUUCCAGUUUGGUGCGAUGUUGGUGUGAACUUGAAUGCAGUUUCUUUCGUAAUAAGCUUGGGAUGUUUUACAAAGGGAACAAUAACAUGUAGUUCAAAAUCGAAGCUAAUUGUUCGAAUCUGCUCACGAGAAUUGAGCUGUUGCUGUUACAAAACUGACGACAAGACAUGGCGAGCUUUGGAGAACACGUUGCAGUUACCAGGUAACGAAGUCCUACUGCGGUUCCUUCAGCGAAGCUUUAGACUACAGGGAAAACUUUUCAAACGAAAGCAAUUGUUACAGUGCGACUACACGAACCGAGGCCACCCAGACAAAAAUUCAGACAUUUUUAAAAUUAGCCAAUCACAAGUCGAGAUUUAAACAAUGAAAUUUCGCAUAGUUUCGUACUCAGAGCCAGUUCAAAAUACGCUGUGAGCCAUUUUUCUAAAGGAUAUACAAUAACAGAAUAUAUAUUUUAGGAAUCAUGACGUUUGUGUAAAAUCAAGGUGAAAAAUGUUUAGUCAAUGCCUAGGUUGGCUGAAAUCAAAGCCAACACCGGUAAAGAAAUUUUGAACAAUCCAACCUAAGGCGACGGCCACUCACCAAAGAUCUUAUUAUUCGAAGGAAUUACUAUCUUGGCAGACCUCUUAGGAAUCAGAUGUUUUCUCAAAUGAGUUGCAAAGGUCAUGCUUUGUGAUUAGUGGAUUUCGAUCCGAAGUUGUUUCUGUGGUUGUUUACCAUUUACUAAAAGUUUCCGGAGAAUCUGGGUGGAAAGUAAAUAGAACGCCCCUUUCUGGGUCAUUCCAGUGGAAAAUUUCUGGGAGCAACAGAACAUGUGAAAAGUCCGUUUUUCCAGAUGCAAUAUUCCAAGUGGAAAUUUGUGUUCCAUUUCUUCAAAGCCAUCUUUGAUACCAGUUUCUGGCCUUCAUGGUUGUUUUCUGGUAAAUGGAACUGGUUUGUACAAUAGUAAACGCGAUUCUGGGAUGAAAUUUAUAAGUACUGAAGUUUGCGUACCAUAAACCAUGGACGAACUGGUUUGCCAAAUGAAUGUCAAUAGGACAAUCACAUGACUUUUAUACCCGCCAACUCUCACGCCUUAGGCGUGAGUCUCAUGCCUGCGGGUUGAAAACUUCGAUCUCACGCCGGCUCACGCUUGCGGACUAAUUUCUCACGCCUGAUUGAAAAACGUGAGUUGUUGCUGUCUUGCUUGACACAAUUUCCAAAAAUAUGUUAACUCAGACCCAUGUAAGGAAGGAAAACCAUGUGUAAAAUGAAUAAAUGACGAUACCCUCCUCGCGAUCUCUGAUUUUUGAAGUGAAAAGCACUGGGAGCGAGCUCGCGUUUAAACGCGUCGUAAGACUGGGACUCGAUAACUUCGCCUUCGGCAAACUUCGGACGUCUUCGAAAGACUUCGGACGUCUUCGGAACACUUCGGACUUCUUCGCACUUCUUCGGACUUCUUCAGAACUCUUCGGGGAUUUUCGGAAAUGAUCGCGUCAUCUUCAAAAAUCCAAGCACUCCCAGGAUAAAAAUCUCACGCUUAUAUCUCAGAAAAAGUUGGCAGGUAUAGACUUUUGGACGGAUCCUCUCGGGCGCAAAUGAUGCUAUGAGGGGCAUAAAUAAACUAUAUGCCUGACAAAAGUUAUGCGAUUAUCAUUAUUAUCAAUACACAAGGCCAAAUCAUGCGAAUUAAUUUCAUAUUAGGAAAGAUUGUUUAACAUGAAUCAUGUUGCGGGCUGCAAAUUCCAUUUAUAGCCUGCACUUUGCUGUUUGGCCCGCGAAAAGGAGCGUUUUAGAGAGGGCAGUUUGUCAUUUGGCCGCAUGUAGUGGUAAUAAUGGUAAACAACCAGUGUUUCAUUAGGUUUGUUGCUUGUGAUCUUUCGAGUUUGGGGCGAUCACCGCAACUAGUUUGCUUUGAAGAUGUUUUCUGAUGUUUCUCAUUCUUGCCACUUGCCUCGUUCCCUGGACAAAAAUUCCACUGACCCUGGCGGUUUCCUUCGCUAUUCUGUUGGCUAAGCUGGGCGAGUGAGUAUGUACUGUAAUUUGCAUUGCAUGUAAUCGGCCCCAUAUAUUUGUUGAUAGUGCUCUCAAAUCACAGACACUAUGAUUUUCUUGCUGAGCACCAUUUGCCACCUUAAGUUCGGAUUUCUCAAAUUUUUUCUUUGGCUUUCAUCAGAGGGCCAAUCCUGCCCACCAGAAACAAAACCCACAGAAAAUCAAUGUGUGUUUCAUGACCCCUCUGCAGGCUUUUAGCCAGACAUUGAAAACUGGCUGUCCAGACAGCAUGUUUUCCCAUAAAAGUAUACGAGAUUAAGUGAAUGUUCCUUGUAUUUCUUCCACAAAUGGAUGGCUGGACAGCUGGACACCCCUCUGGCUAAAACCUUGCCCUUCUGUGUGAAACAAGUGGCAAAAAUCACAUUGGUAACUCAGAACUGAGAACCUUCCAGAGCAUAAUGUAGCUGCCAGAAGAAAAAAUUUUAUUGGAACAAGCAGCAGCAUUUUAAGCAUUGUAGUUAAUUCUUUGACUUUGUCUGUUUCUUCUUGUAAGCAGACUUCUUCUCAUGGCUUUCUUGCGGAGGGAAACAGUAUUUGAGUCCUCUUCAGACAAAUUAUCCGCUUAUCCUACGCUUGCGAGUAGGAAUGCCAACUUCAAUUUCUUGAACUGGAAUGCACUCAUCAGGCUCAUCUAAAAUACUGAUGCCAAAAUCUAGACACCUGUAAUUGUCUCUCGAAAUGGACAUGUUGAAUAUUCACCAGUUGCCAUUACAAUGCUCUGCAUUGUUUGCUUUGAGGCAGUCAGCUGUGGACUUAAUGACGUUUCAAACAAUAGAUUGAAAUGAGCAGACUUCCCAGGAAUUAGACUUCCGUUUAAUUACAAUCUCUAAAAAUAACUUAAGUCAGUGAAAUUCACACAUCCCAGCCAAUACCUUUAAGAUUCCCUCUCUGUCCCAUUAUGGCUCUUGCCAAAACAUAUUCACAAGGAAAGUCACUGACAUUCACAUUCCUGCAUCCCUGUAUUUGACUUCCUGUGUCCCUGUCCCACACGUCUCAGGGUUCCAUACUUGAUGUCCCCAAGUCCCUUGUCUCGGGUCCCCAAGUCCCAAGUCCCCACACACGCAUCCCAAUGUCCCUGUCCCAGUUUUAUACAAAAUGUACACAGCCUUUGUGUAGGUAUGGGCUGCUGGGACACUGGAACUCUUAGCCUAUACCAUACCUAGUUGGCUGAAUUUUGCUACCCUAAACUAGAUGAAACUGCCAAAAUCUGUCCCUAUCCUAGAGUCACUAUUUUCCAGAAAUAAGUUGAGAGGACUGAGUUGCAGGUAAAUAAAUUAAGAUUUAUCGAUUUGACUUAUUUUGACGUUUUAAAGCUAGUCGAGCCAUUUUCUGGUCACUGACUACAAAGAGCUUUUAAAAACACUUAAUACCAUUACAUUUCUACAUACGCUUCAUGGCUUUCUUAUUCAGAUGCAGAAUAUUAGCUUUCCAAGUUUUGGCAUGCAGGGGUUUAAAAGGGACACCGCAGUCUUUUUUCUUUCUACUUUCUCUCCUUUCCUCUUCUUAAGCUUUUCUUGCCUUAUUUUGUGGGAACAGUUUUAGGGAAUACUUGAUAUGACUUCUGAUAAACUUCUAGAUUUCCCAUCCAAGAUGCCUUGUACUUGCUCAUUGUACAACAAAUGGAGAAUUUAAAGAUUACAGUAAAAGCCCACAUAUAAGAACCUAGAAUUUUCGAGGUCAGGCUAAACAGGUUGUCACUUAUAUUAUAGAGUAGUUUUUCUCAAUUCAGGCUGAUUAGAUUCUUAUUUUUCAGAGGUUGUCGUAGUGUAACAAUUGGCAGAAGUAUUGUACUACUAAUAAAUAAUGGUUUAUGAGAAAAAAAUUUCCAGUGAAAGUCCAAACAAGUGUAAAUCAAAGAAAUUAUAUACACCAUAACUCUUUGUCAGAAGUUUCUCACACAAUUAAAAUCCAGAAUUUUAACCAUCAAAAUUGGAGUGAUUUGUUUGUCUAAGAAACUAUUUUUCUUUUCUGGGCUGAACAGGUUCUUAUAUUUUUGUGUAUUUAAAUGCCCAAUUUCAGCCUGUAGGUUCUUAAUUUACUAGGUUCAUGUAUGUGGGCUUUCACUGUAUAUCAAAAGCCACUCAGGACCUUAUCCCACAUAAGGCUGUACCUGUUAUUAUUUGUUUAAUAAUUUAUUGAUAAACAGUAAAGGUUAACAAAAGUAAUAGAUAAUAACUUGUACCUUCUAGCUAGAUUCAGCUUGAUUCCAAGGUCAUGUACUGGUCUGUCAGCAAGCUCAGGAACUGAGAUUCAAAUGAGGCUUCAUUUCCAAUAUUGUAAAAGUGAUUCCCCAGAGAAAGUUUCAAAGAGGCACCUUUUAAGGGAAGAAUUGCAGGAAUUAAGGAGUGGAUGCCACAAUGUUUGCUGCCGAAUGUGUGGAUCUGCUGUGUUGUCACCAGAGAGGUAGGUUGAUCUCACUAUUCUAGAGGUUCAAUAACAGGGUAAAUAGAGUAAGAACUUCAGUAUCUUAUUGAAGGUCAAGCAAGCUACUGAUUGAGUACAAGUGUACUGCAGUCAUGAUUAUGAGUUGUGAAUGGGUCAGCAGAGAGAUGUCGUGUAGCAUUUCUCAGAGCUUGGUUUCAAUAGAUUCAAAGUUGCAGUGAACAAAUUGCAAUUUCAAAAUCUCUCUGACCCAUGGAUAAUCACCUUUCUUGGUGAAUAUUAUAUUUUUAAAACGAUUCUUCUCCAAGGAAAUUAAAGAGAGUUCUAGAGUUACCAUCAGAAAAUUGGUUUGAGCUUGCUCAAGACUGGUGUUGCCAUGGCAGCAGUCAUCUGACAUCCCUCACAGGAGUUCUUGACCCAAGUGAAGAUGACUGCUUUGUAGGUGAAUACUUCAUCAGGGUCCAUCCUGCAGCUGCAGAAACUAACAACUUGAAGAUCUUUUCUGUAAGUAGAGAUAAAUAAUAUAAUUAAAAACUGAAUCAUUGGAUAAUGCAAUUCUAGAGCUCUGAUUGGCUUAGCCAUCAUGGUAUAUGAGCCAUUAUAUCAUGCUCUCUAAAUAUGGUAACUGUAUGCCCCUGCUCAAAAUAAAAAACAAGCUGAACAUUGGUUGUUUUUACAAAUAAAGUCAGGAAGAAUUCUCAAUAUUCUGUAGGCUUUUUUAAUGAAACAAUAAAAAAUUAUUAUUUCACUCGUGCUUAUGAUUAUUACGAUGAUGUAUGAUGAUCGUAACCACUCAUAUCCAACAUGCACUUGUGGAAUAAUCGUUGCACUUCUAAAAAAGACUCACGUGGUGGUUGGAUGGUUGCAUCUACGAUAUGACUUAAUGUGACUGCGUGAUGCAGUUAUGAGUCAUACAUGCUUGUCCUGAUUUGACUAUGUGACUGCGUGAUUCAGUUCUAGUCAAAGUCCCACAUUUCACCCUUGCACGCCAUGGAGUCUCCAGUGGCUCAGUGGUUAGAGCAUCUGACUAGAUCACGGAGGUUUGUGGGCUUGAAUCCCAUCUGGGGCUUGGAUUUUUUCCAAGUUUCUACUUGAUGCAAACAAUGUAUCAUGUUCUACUUUUACAAAAAACUCACUUGCAACUUUUUUUUUUGUCCAGGAAGAGGAACAUUACCAAAUCAAAUGUUGUCGAUGCAAUUCUGUACUAGGAAGUGGUAGUACAGAGGAAAAAAGUCAUAGUUCAUUACAUAUGGAAUUACGUGAUUUUAACAGCAUAAAUCUUCAUAAACACAGCAUCAGCUUGAGACACAGUCACUUGUUUAGGUACAGUAUGCUUAAUGUAAUUUGAGAAGAGAUUAACACAGAUUCCAUCAGGAAAUUAAGUUAUUUUAAUUUUCUGUGGUCAAAAACCUUGUACCAGAAUAAUUUAAAGAAUAGUGCAUUCCUUUUUACAUUUUUCAAGGGCUAUAGAAUGAUGUAAUUAGUUAUGUGUAAUAACACCAAAGAAAAUUUCUUAUGGGAGCCCCAGAAAAUAAAUGUCAACUUCACAAAAUGCUAUCUUGCAUAUGAAAUUUUCGGAGUUUGCCCUGUGUUUUCACAAUUCUUGUAAUAACAGAUAACUAAUCACAUCUAUAAUUACAUCUAUUGCCGUUGAAAAAUGUAAAAAAGAAUGCAAUAUUCUUUAAAUUAUUCUGGAAUGAGGUUUUUGUCUGCAGAAAAUUAAAAUUACUCAAUUUCCUGGUGGAUUCCAUCUUAAUUUUCACACUGCAGAAAAGAGAUACAUUGUAUUGUUUAGAUCUUCUAUUACACACAAGGUUGAUGAAGGGGUGGGGGGCAGAAGAUUUUACCCUGCUAUCGUUCUAGCUGUUCAACCUAUUAACUGCUGAUAUAGUUGUACCAGCAACUUGAAAUCUCAGGGACAGCCCUGACAUAACAGGAGAAUUAAUGCAUAAAAUGUGUAUGUGUUGUAGUUAAUUUUUACCUCAGGUAAUUUUUGUUUUUCUUUUGUUUUUAGGUAUGGUAAUGUAUGCUAAUGAAGUUGAAACAAAAGAAAUAUAUAAAUUACCUGAGAUAAAAAAUUAACUACAACAUGUACAUCCCUACUUUUAACAAUAAUUGGAUGAGGUAAAAAGGGUACAAAUGUAUAUUAUGUAUACUUAAUUUUUUAUGCAAUCUCUGAGGGCAAUACUUGUGUUUAAAAGGUUAUGGAGGAUGAACAAUUCAGCUUAGAGAGAAAGGCAACAACAAGAAAAACGGAAAGCGUGAAACAUCUUUCCUCUCUUUCAAGAUCUUACUGCAUCAUCUGCUCACCAGGGAGGUGUCUUUGUACCAUGUGACUGUUUAACUGCAAAGGGCCCAAUAGUGCCGCUUACUCGAAUCAAUGCUGUAUCGGACUUGUAUCUUUAACUUGCAAUGUUGACGAAUGCCUAUUACGUUUUUUUUAUAUAUAUAUAUUUUUUAUUUUAGGUCCUAUUGUACUGAAACUUAUAUUUCUAGUUGUUUAACCUCAAAGUCAAAAGGUGCUGUGAACUUCAGGUUUCUUGUUGAAGAGUCUAUGCAGAAUGGAGAGAAAAGAACGCAUGCAUGUGUAAGUUAUUCUUUGGGAAACUGGGUGAAAAAUCUGUGAUUUUGCGUCCAUAAUCCUUCCGUCCCAUUCGUUUUGUUUGAAUAUCAAACUUAGAAAUGAAGAUGAUGUGAACUGUGGUAAAAGAAAACGAGCGCUAUCAAUACUGAUGACGUGUUAUUACCCAGAUCUGGGUAGUGCUCCUGAUUGGUCGAAUCAAACUUUCCUUGAGGCACGACCAAUCAGAAGCACAACCCGGAUCUGGGUAGUGACGCGUCAUCAGUAUGGAAUUUCCGCGCUUAUUUCUCAGACGUCAUUUCGCGGGAAAACCACGCGUCGAGCUGUCCGCUGUUUCCUCAGGCCGGUAUUUUUGGGUGAGACACUGUCGUGUUUUAUUUUUGCCUCCAUUUGUGGAAUUUACCGAGGCACUUCAAGGUACUUGGUCCAGAUAACUGUGGAAAUGGCAGUUCAGCCAGAAGCAAAUCAAAGGAAGUAAAAACAGUGGCCUCACUUAAUACCUGGUGUAAUGCUUUUUUUUCAUUCUUGCCUCUUGUUACCACUGUUGUCCACCAGAUGGAUGUCUUUCUCCUUGUCAAAGUCAUCAAUCAUACUUAACAUUUUGUUUUAACAUUGAUUUUAUUUCAGCUUUGGCUUUUCAAUCCAGAUACCGCUGUGGUCACAAAUAUUGAAACUUGCAACUUCUAUUGUGGAAAAAGACCUCGUGAAGGUGGGGCAUACUCCAUCACAAAUACAGGUAAAAUGUUUUUUAUUAAACCUGUAAAUGUAUUGAUCCAUUGUAAAUUCUAUAAAGGGAAAGACUUUGAGUCAAUACGGUUCCAUAUUCAAUGUAUACAGAGGAUUAAAAAGACGAUUGGAACUACAGGAAAUUCGCACGGCUGAAACUGGCUUGCUACUGCAAAAGCCUAUAGUCUACUUAUGCCUGCUCCUCCUCCCAAUAGUUCGCACUUUUGUUCGGUUUUUCUAUUUGUAGUCCUCUCUUGUGAAUUGCUGGUUGUAUUGUAUACUUUUUUUCUGCGUUUAUUUCCCUGCUUGUGAUUGGCUAAAACGUUGGUGCCAUUUUCUAUGUCAAAUUCUGCCGGUGUUAUAGGUGAGGUUACUUAUAGGUUUUAUUUCCUUUCAUAAUCAAGCAAAGUUAUCCCAGUAUUCCGAUAUAUAUACGUGACCCGAGGGUUUCCGAAAUAAUGGGAGUAGAUUGUGCUAAGAUCAUUUCAUGUCAGUUAUACCGUAAUUUAUCUGUCAUUCUCACAGCAAAGUACAUGCCCGUAGUGAAGAUUCUUUACAAGGCAAGACCACUGGUUGAUGACAGUAGCUGGUACGUACAAUAAUUUAUCCUCUCUGCAUAUCUGUUGUCGCAUCACGACAUACUAAUUCAUGUAGAGGUUAUUUACCUGGAAAGAAGGGGUAUGUGAGAUAUUCACCUGUUGUCCCCCCGAGUGUGUAGCCUGAGGGGCGGCAACAGGUGAAUAUAUCACAUCACGCCGCCCAAAUAUAUGACAGGAGACGGCAAAAGAUCAUAAUCGACCCCGAUUGCCGAGAACUCUGGUACUGGUAGAACGCAGGCAUGUUACCGAGACGCGGUCAUUAUAUAUGCUGCCAGAAUAUUUUAAAAUUCUUGCUUGGCUCUGAGGCUUGAGGGAAUGAAACAAAAGAAAUGUAUUGUUCAGUGCUGAGCCUCAAGAUGAUUUCUUUUGUUUUAUUCCACUAAGUGUCGGAGCCAAGUAUGAAUUUUAAUAUAUUGAAAUUGGUCUAUUGGUUUUACCACUUUUAUGAGCAAAACAACAGCUCUGUACGUGCAUCACUGCGCUUUUUAGUAUACAUGUAUUUCCUUGACGUCCACUGCUCAGCUACAACGCGGAACUUCCUUUUGCGACCUUUUCUGGAGGACGUGAACACACGAAGGCGAAUUUUCCUUUCAGUUGUUUAGUUGGAUACAGUCCUGUGUUCAUUGUCUGCGUUACUACAAAUAAGUAGUAUUUUUGGUAAACUUAGUCUUUCGCACAACGUUAUCUUUUCUAUACUGGAACAGAAACCAGAUUCUAAGUUACUCGAGGUACAAUGCAUAGAUAAAUAUAUGUAUACAUACUUUUGCAACCACUUCAUGCAAUUUUUGGAGACUAAACCGGAAUUUUUUGUCUAAUAUACACAACAACGACUGCUUAGGUCAAAAGUAAUUCAAGUACAUAAAAAGUAAUUACGGUUGUUGGUCUGAUAAGAAGUUCUGGUAGAGGAAGGACUGUGUAUCCCACACGAACAUCUGACCUUUGAUUUCUCUUUCCUUAUUUUGCAGGAAAGAUGAAGUAUCUUCCUGGGAAGAAAAUCCCUCUGUUGAAGUUCUUACGUUCACAAGGGAGAUUUGUUUACAUCUUAUCCUGCUUCUAUCACAGAGUACGAACACUAUAGCGCCGUCUUUGAGAGAUAUGAACGGGUUUAAGGUAUACAUAAAACAAUGCAUUUUGAAAGCUUCCAUUGAUUAG
This is a messenger RNA of Porites lobata, 9495 nucleotides long. The record is from the annotation of a GenBank genome assembly. Lineage: Eukaryota; Metazoa; Cnidaria; Anthozoa; Scleractinia; Poritidae.